AUGCACUCUCCAACUCUCGCCCUCACCACCCUCCUCACCCUCACCACCCUCGCCUCUGCAUCAACAACGCUCAACUCUCCCAUCUCCGACCUCCACGUCCUCGUCUCCCGCCAAUCCAGCGGCGGCAGCAGCGACUCCGCCACCUGCCGCAACGGCAUCGCCGCCUCAUGUGUAGGCUCCUCAGCGACCGCCAACAGCUGCCGCAGCGCGCUCUGCAGCACGAGCUGUCUGAAAUUCGUGCCGGGAAUCCAGAGCUGCUGCGAUGACAAGACGAGCGAUAUCGCGACCUUUUCAAAGUGUGGAGAAGAUAAGAUCGCUUCAGGAUCAGCGACCGUUUCGCCGACUGCUACCGCGGCGCCGAAGACCAAUGGCGUUGAUCACCUCGGGGUUGGAGCUGGGCAGUUGGGUGUUGUGGGCUCGGCGGCGGCGUGGGCUUUGGGUUGGUUGUUGGUUUUGUGA
This is a messenger RNA of Dissoconium aciculare CBS 342.82, 459 nucleotides long. RefSeq lists its product as uncharacterized. Bases 1 to 459 code for a protein of 152 amino acids. Lineage: Eukaryota; Fungi; Ascomycota; Dothideomycetes; Mycosphaerellales; Dissoconiaceae. The record is from RefSeq and is a predicted model, not a curated record. The transcript has a single exon.